AUGGAUCCAAGCAGAAAGAUACCACCCCCACCUUCUUUCCAAUCUGCACCUGAUUUGAGCAAGUCUAGUUUCAACAUUCCUUCCUUCACUAGCGCACCAGAUGUCUUUAAUAAAGAAAUAAACAGCAGCAAAAGCGCACAUAAAGAACACAAGCGACGCUCAAGGCGCAGUAGGUCUCGUUCACCUUCUCAUCGAAAAAGUAGAUACAGAUCUCGAUCACCUAAAAGAUCCCGUUCUCGUGAAAGAUCGUAUAGAAAAGAGUCACGUCGUUCAAGAAGAUCACCUUCAAAAGAGCGAGAACCAUUACAUUCAGGAGAGUUGAAAACAGGCUUUACCUUCAUUAUUGAUAAAAGAGGGGACCCAGAGUUAUCUUUUUAUGGUGGCACCCAUUCAUAUUCUGUACCAGCAUUUCGACGAUCAGGAUAUGGAAGGGUCUUGGGAUUCAACUGGAAUGAACGGCUAAUUGUUAAUCAAGGAAAACUUGAGCUAGUGGAUAUAUUGUCUUCAAAGCCUGCUAGGUAUACUGAUUCAGAAUACGCUUGGAAAGAAAUCGACAAAUCUUUAAAACGAAUUCGCAUCAAAAAGCAAGAAAACGAUCAGGAUCCAUUUAGCUUGUCCAGUGGAUACGUUCAGCUCAGUGAUGAUCACCAAAAGAAAAAGAAGGCCGACUACGAGUCACUUGUUUCUACAGGUGUUGACUAUAGGUCACUGGAAGGCAAUAAAGUACGAGCAGUAAGAGAGGAGGAUGAAGAAGAAGAAGGAGAGAGCUACAACGACAUCAUACGACGACGCACGGUUGACUACAAUCAAAGACUAGAUAAAGAGCCUGAAAAUGUUGAUUUGUGGCUAGAGUUCAUACGCUUCCAAGACGAGGCGGCAGAAGGACUCGAUGCAUCAGCAACAAAGAGCAACCAGUCAAGCUUGAACGAGGUGAAGUUGAGCAUAUUUGAAAAAGCAUUGAUGCACAAUCCAAAAGAUGAGCGAUUGAUUCUCGCCUACUUGGCUUGCGGUGCAACCAUUUGGGAUACACUGACACUGCUAAGAGAAUGGGAUAAACAACUGAAGCUAUAUCCUGAUUCUAUUAAGCUUUGGUCUGAAUAUAUAAAUACAAGGCAAACGAGUUUUUCCAGCUUUUCAUUUACAGAAUGCAUCAAGGUAUUUGAGGAUGCUUUAUCUAUACUGAAGAGACAAUUAGACAGGACAAGACACCGUGAAGAACGAGAAGAUAUUGAAUGCCUUAUAGUUUACAUCAUACUGAGAACAUGCCUGCUUAUGAAGCAAUCAGGAUAUAUUGAGCGAGCCUAUUCGGUUUUUCAAGCCAUCGUCGAAUAUAAUUUAUUUGCUCCUACUGGAAUACAGGACAAGCUUGGUGCGUUUAUGGAAUUUUGGGAUAAUGAAGCACCACGUUUUGGAGAAAAAGAAGCUCAAGGCUGGAACACCUACUAUAGUACAAAGGCAGAUUACGAGCACAGGCCUGAAGAGGAGGAGAAUGUGGAACUCAUCACCUUGCAGGAUUGGGCAAGGCAUGAGAUUGAGGCGGACCAAAAGCAUCGACUGCCAGUGCGUAUGACUCAAAUAGACGAUGAAAAUGUAGAUGAAGACCCCUAUCGAGUUACUCUUUUUGAUGACAUACAGCCCUUCUUGUUUGACUUUACGACAUUUGCAGCACGUCAGACAUUGAUUUACAGUAUCUUUGUCUUUUUGGGAUUGAAUUAUACUCCUCCGAAUAUAGGAACGAAUACACACUUCUUCACAGAUACCUUUACACAUAAUGAUCUGCCAUUAGACAAGUUCUGGCCUGAUAAUAGCAACAAGCAGUCAUGUUUGGUUUGGUAUGUUUCUGGUGUACCUAUGGAGCCAGAACAGGCGGUGACAGAAAACGAUCCAUUCUCUAUCCCUCCUUCGUAUCCAGUUGGACUGUCUGAGCUUUUUGCUCAACCACAACACUGGUUUUGUUCCUCAAAGACAGAAUACAACAAAGUAGACCGCGAAUUCACAAAAUAUGCCUUUGAACAGCUAUUAAAGUCGGAAAGGUCCAUGCAUCUCACACUUUGCUAUUUAUCCUUUGAGUCCAAUUAUGAGUAUAAAGCUGGCCGAAAGCUAGCAAAGAGUCUUUUAAAAGAUAAUCGAACAAAUUUAGUUUUAUGGACUGCAUAUGCACAGAUGGAAAAGAGUCAUAACAAGAUUGAUGAGGCACGAAAAGUAUACAUGACAGCACUAUCAACAUAUCGUAGCUUUAGUGAAUCGGAACAGCUCGCAGCGCCUUUAAUGUAUCAAAUGUUUGCAAAAUUAGAAAUGGAAAACGGACGACCUGCUGAAGCACUCAAGAUUUUAGUGUCAAUGUCGGGCGAUAAACCUUAUGAUGUGAAUAUGCCUUUACCCACAGCAACUUUAAUUUUGCGAGCAAGAGAAGUAUGGGAAUGCAUGUAUUUCGCUCAAAAGACUCUACAGCUGUCCGUUCUGUCAGGGGUAGAGAGUGAGAUGCAAGCAGGGAUUAACACGGUUGUUUGUUCAGCGCUAUUUGAAUAUCUAAGUAGUGGUCUUGAAAAUGCAUGCAAAGUGUUUGAUCGUACAUUGGAUUAUAUUAAAGAAAGAAAAGCAGAGCGAGGCUAUGUGUCAGAGCUGGUAAUGACAGAGUAUGCCAACCUACUUUAUCAGCACACAAAAUACCAUCAAUUAGAAGGAGGAUUUCAACCACGGAUGAUGAGAGACAGGAUGGAACAGGCUAUUCAGCUAUUUCCAAAUAAUACCAUGUUUUUCUCUUUUUACAUUUGGAACGAGUCAAGAGCUAAAGUGUUUAACCGUGUUCAGACACUAUUCAAUACUGCACUUUCAAAAGAGUCAAAUGUGGUUCUUUGGUUAUCUGCUAUUUAUAACGAGUUACACAGAUAUAAACCAUAUCAAGCAAACUUGGUUAGAGACUUGUUUGAGAGAUCCAUUCAAGAUAUCAAUACCAAGAGCUCGAUUAUCUUGUGGAAAUGCUAUAUUAAUUUUGAGCUUUUGCAAAGAAAUAUUGAACGAGCCAAAGGAUUAUUUUAUAGGUCUUUAAGAGAAUGUCCGUGGUCAAAGGAGUUGUAUAUUAUUGGCAUAGAGCAAUUUGAAAAGAUAAUGGAUGACAAGGAAUUGAAUGAAUUGGCGAGUUUGAUGCUUGAAAAAGAGAUCAGACUUCGCACUCCAAUUACAGAUUUAAUAUAA
Molecule: messenger RNA, 3195 nt
Organism: Rhizopus microsporus ATCC 52813
Lineage: Eukaryota; Fungi; Mucoromycota; Mucoromycetes; Mucorales; Rhizopodaceae
Product: DUF1740-domain-containing protein
Exons: 13
Coding region: 1-3195 (1064 amino acids)
Biological process (GO): regulatory ncRNA-mediated post-transcriptional gene silencing; RNA processing; negative regulation of RNA catabolic process
Cellular component (GO): catalytic step 2 spliceosome
Molecular function (GO): protein binding
Source: RefSeq, a predicted model, not a curated record